UUGCUGAAACUUUUCUCCAACAAAAGGUAUCAUUUUCCAGGUACUGCUUUAGGAUUCCUCCUUGUCCAUAUCUCCAAAUUUCGUUUCUUCAUCAAUACCAAACUCCCAUUUCUUCCUUUACUUCUCUCAUCAUGGGGACUCUUCUCAGGCUAUUUUCACCACCACCUGCAAUAACUGCUGACAAGUUCUUAGCCUCUUCUCCAAUACCCAAUAACACAUAUUCAAGGAAGAGUCGUUAUAGGAUCCAAAGCAGCAAGUUUGGAAGCUUCCUUGACUUGAAGCCUGAGUCGACACAGCCUGAAUGCUUGAAUUUUGAUCUUCCAUGGUUCGACCCGGCUUCGGCUCGGCCUCAGUUUGACGUCAUCAUCAUCGGCACCGGCCCGGCCGGCCUUCGUCUAGCGGAGCAACUCUCCGGCUAUGGAAUUAAGGUAUGUUGUGUCGACCCUUCGCCGCUUUCUAUGUGGCCUAAUAACUAUGGGGUUUGGGUUGACGAGUUUCAGAGCUUGGGGCUUGAGGAUUGCUUUGACAAAACAUGGCCGAUGAGUUGUGUCUACAUUAAUGAAAACAAGACCAAAUAUUUGAACCGCCCCUACGGUCGUGUCAGUAGGAAAAAACUGAAAACGGAGCUAAUAGAAAGAUGUGUUUCCAGUGGAGUUAUUAAAUUUCAUAAGGCCAAGGUGUGGAAAAUCGAGCACCAGGAGUUUUUGUCUUCCAUUUUGUGUGAUGAUGGGAAGGAGUUGAAGGCAAGCUUGAUUGUCGAUGCCAGUGGCUUUGCAAGCACUUUUACAGAAUAUGAUAAGCCAAGGAACCAUGGGUAUCAGAUUGCUCAUGGAAUUUUGGCUGAAGUGGAUGGCCACCCUUUUGACUUGGACAAAAUGGUUCUCAUGGAUUGGAGAGAUUCCCAUCUGGGAAAUGAGCCUUAUUUGCGGGUGAAUAAUUCAAGGCUUCCUACUUUUCUGUAUGCAAUGCCGUUUGAUUCAAGCUUGAUAUUCCUAGAAGAAACUUCUCUGGUUUCUCGGCCUGUGUUGUCUUAUAUGGAGGUGAAGAGAAGGAUGGUUGCAAGACUAAGACAUUUAGGAAUUACAGUGAAGAGGGUUUUGGAGGAUGAAAAGUGUUUGAUUCCAAUGGGAGGCCCUCUUCCCAGAAUCCCUCAGAGUGUGAUGGCCAUUGGUGGGACUUCUGGGGUUGUGCACCCUUCAACUGGGUACAUGGUGGCUCGGACCAUGGCUCUAGCCCCGAUCUUAGCUGAUGCCAUUGCCGAGUGCCUUGGCUCGACUAGGAUGGUUAGAGGGAAGCCACUUCAUCAUAGAGUGUGGAAUGGCUUGUGGCCAAUUGAGAGGAGGUACACAAGGGAAUUUUACUCCUUUGGAAUGGAGACUCUGUUGAAGCUUGAUCUGAAUGGGACUAGGGGGUUCUUUGAUGCUUUCUUUGAUUUGGAUCCUUAUUACUGGCAAGGUUUCCUUUCCUCAAGGUUGUCUCUCCAAGAGCUUGUUCUGCUAAGCUUGUCCCUGUUUGGACGUGCCUCAAAUCCAUCCAGGUUUGAUAUUGUUACAAAGUGUCCUGUACCCUUGGCCAAAUUGAUGGGUAAUCUAGCUCUAGAAACCAUUUAAUGGUGGAAGGUUGCAGCACAUAUUUUGACUAGGAAAUUUCCGUGUGUUAUUUGAGAACAUUA
Messenger RNA from Corylus avellana, 1672 nucleotides. RefSeq names its product capsanthin/capsorubin synthase, chromoplastic-like. Gene Ontology annotation, molecular function: oxidoreductase activity, acting on paired donors, with incorporation or reduction of molecular oxygen. NCBI's taxonomy places the organism in Eukaryota, Viridiplantae, Streptophyta, Magnoliopsida, Fagales, Betulaceae. Gene Ontology annotation, biological process: carotenoid biosynthetic process. The record is from RefSeq and is a predicted model, not a curated record.